AUGUCUUCCAAUGUCGGUCUUACUACACCUAGAGGAAGUGGAACCUCAGGCUAUGUCCAAAGGAAUCUUGCGCAUAUGAGACCUCGCGAUCAAGCUAAGCCUUAUUCCACGGAUAUCGACAGUCUUAAACAUAGACAACGACAACCAGAUAAAGGGAUCCUUGAGCAUGACAGGAAACGAGAAGUCGAGGUCAAGGUUUUUGAGUUACGUGAUAAGUUAGAAGAAGAAGGAGUCGACGAGGAAGAAAUUGUAAUACAGGAAGAUGCGUUACGAAAGAAGCUCCUGAAGGAGAUGGAGAGAGGUAACGGCCCAAGUAUGAAAGGCUUGAAGAUGCAUCAAGUACAUGAAUUGGCAGAGGCAAAAAUCAAGCAGGAUAAUAAGUUCAGGAGUGCGUUGGGCAUUUCUAAGGACUACAAGGAGGGCGGCCAUUGGCAGAAGCAGGAAGAGAGACAGAGAGCUGCGAUGGAGAAUAAUGGUGAAGGUGCUACAGGUCCAUCUAAAAUAUGA
This is a messenger RNA of Sclerotinia sclerotiorum 1980 UF-70, 507 nucleotides long. RefSeq lists its product as hypothetical. Bases 1 to 507 code for a protein of 168 amino acids. The transcript is spliced from 2 exons. NCBI's taxonomy places the organism in Eukaryota, Fungi, Ascomycota, Leotiomycetes, Helotiales, Sclerotiniaceae. The record is from RefSeq and is a predicted model, not a curated record.